Lates calcarifer (barramundi perch) is the source of this 2345-nucleotide messenger RNA. Its product is annotated as tumor necrosis factor receptor superfamily member 11B. Gene Ontology annotation, molecular function: protein binding. NCBI's taxonomy places the organism in Eukaryota, Metazoa, Chordata, Actinopteri, Centropomidae. The record is from RefSeq and is a predicted model, not a curated record. The coding region runs from base 148 to 1401 and encodes 417 amino acids. The transcript has 6 exons.
GAGAGAGAGAGAGAGAGAGAAAGAGAGAGAGGGCUGCGCGAAGUGGGUGGGCACAUGCUCUCUCUCUCUCCCCCUCUCUGUACUGUAUAAGUACAGUUCUGUGAUGGAGAUUCCAAUCACAUCGCAGUUCACUUUUACGCAGUGGAGAUGAGCUCUCGGAUUGCGAGAUCCAACCCGGCCAUGAAACUGAUAGUGCUCUUCACAGCCUCUCUCUCCUGGGCCUUCCAGCAGCAGGCCGUGCCACCAAAGUACCAGUACCGUGACCCUGUGACAUCUGACCUCCUUCUGUGUGACCAGUGCCCUCCCGGCACGGCCGUGAAACGACACUGCACCGCUGACACACCCACGGAGUGCCAGCCCUGUCCCGAGAGGCAUUUUGCUGAGAACUGGCACUGGGGGGACACAUGCCAAUAUUGCACCUUGGUGUGUAGGGAGAAACAACUAGUCAAACAGAACUGCAACAGCACUCAUGACCAACUGUGUGAGUGUGCUCCAGGUUUCCACCUAGUGGUGGAGUUCUGCAUCGCACACAGUACCUGUCUGCCUGGCUACGGAGUGACAGCUUUAGGUACACCAGUGAGUGACACUGUUUGCGAGCACUGUCCUGCCGGGCAUUUCUCUCCUGGCGGCUCCUCUACCGAGCCGUGUCAGCCCCACAGAAACUGCUCAGAUUUGGGCCUGAAGACACUGAGAUGGGGCACAUCCACUUCAGAUAGUCUCUGUAGUCAGCACAAGACGGAAACACUGGAGUGCUCUCAGCAUCACACUUUGUGCCACACUGAUGUGACCCUGUGUGAGGAGGCAGUCUUCCAGUCUCUGGCCUCGCUGCGACUGUCCUCUGUGCCCCUGGAGAGGCUGCUGGAGAGUCUUCCGGGGCGUAGGGUGGAUCGUAAGAGCCUGGAGAGGCUGAAGAAGGCCUGCUCUCCUCAGCAGCAGGUCCUCCACCUGCUGCGACUGUGGAGGGAGCAGAACAAAGACCAGGACAAGCUGUACGGCAUUAUACAAGGUGUGAACCACUGCGAGAGGAAGGUCUCCCGCUGCAACGGCCUGAAGAACUUGACCCUAGAUGACCUCCUAAUGGUCUCCAACAGCCUGCCGGGGGUGAAAGUUCAGCAGGAGGAUGUCCGGGCCGUGUUCUCUACCUGCCUGCCCAGGCAAUACAUCCUGCAGCUUCUUCACCUCUGGAAGAUGGCAAACUACGACCUGGAUCUAGCCAAGGGUCUCUCUCACAGUCUGAGGGUGCUGCGCAGCCAGGGGGCACCGCGCUAUCUGCUGAAAGGCCUGAAGAAGAUCAGCCGCAUCAUAGGAACCACCUCCGCACACAAGAUGUACGAGAAGAUGUUUGUCAGUAUGCUUCAGGAUGAGUUGUGCUUUAAGGCUCACAAGCCAUUAAAUGAAUAAUGAAAAGGGGGAUACAAACAGGAACAGAUGCAAUCAAACAGACACUAAUGCAUUGUCAAAUAAUGAACAGGGAGAUAAAUGUAUGUGAAAGAGAAACAGACAUGGGUCACAUGAUAAUGUCAGGUCUUAAAGAUAUCACCAAAUGAUAUCAAGCUAUGCACAUAGUGCCUAGAGGUAUUUUGUCAUGGCAAGAUGGCAAGAUGGGAAGGUAAAUUCCUCUUUCCAUCUCUGAUUUCUAUCAAAACCCUACGCCAAAAUAAGGUGGUUUUGAUUAUAUGAGAUAACAAGGGAUGCUAAUAACUUCUCCCCGUGUACAGUAUCUGCCUGCAGUUAUGAAUCUAAUAAGCCUUAAAAUAAAGAAAGAAACAAUCUCACAUCUGUGUACUCCAGGCAGGCCUAAACAAAAAGUAAAAAAAAAAAAAAAAAAAUCCUGGAAACUUUUUGACCGUAGUCUGUGAAAAAAGAAAAACUAUUUAAUAUGUAAAUAGCACACUAUUUUAUGGAAGAUGGGCUGGCAGAUAUUGUGUUUUUAUUAUUGUUGCUUUCUCGCUGUUUGAGAGGAAGGAUUUGGUUUCAUAAUGAAAUGCAUAUAUUUUCUACAGUUUUCCUUUGUUUGUUAGUUUGUUCUGGACUGCUGGCAAGUAAAGCUCAUCUGAUUUUUUUUAAUUGUCAGCUUUAUGAAUGUACAAAGGAGUGCAAUUGUUUUCUAUUUAAAAAAUAAUUUUACUUUCUGAAUAUGUAAAGGCUUGUUUUUAUUACUUCAUCAGAAAUACUGGAUUCCAAAUGCUGCAAGUUCAUGAGGUGAUAAUUGUUUUAUAUUUUGUUUUAUCACUUUUAUAUUAUUAAAUGUAUGAUCUUUAUUGUAUAUAUGCUUGACUGGUUCUCUUUAAGCUUGUGUAACUUGUGAACACUAAUGUUAAAUGAUUAAAAUCAGUUUGUAAAAA